GAUGCCAGAGAGCCAGAGAGAGGAACCGGGGUUUGCAAACCUUGUGGCUUUGUCUGUUUCCUGUUUCAGCAAGACUGCUGUGCAAAAAGAAAGACAGUACCAAGAAAGGACAUGUUAAUGGGGCCCAGACCUAUGGAUUGAAAGCGUGUGCUUUAUCCAUCUGCUGUCUUGCUCCAUCUGAGACCAGAGCCAAGAUCUGCCCAGAAGCUGGAAUGCUUUCCUGAGUGGCUUGAGUUGGAGCCUGGGACUCGGAGCUCCUUUCUUGGGUAAGAAGACUCAACGUCUGCCCCGAGGAAGCACUGAGCAGAGCAGCUGUGUGUUUCAGUGGAUGAAGCAGCCUUAUUGAGGUAUAAUUCAUGUGCUUGUGGGUUUGGAUGGCACAAUCUGUGUCUUGGCAAAGGAAAGCAGACUUGGCACCAGAAUUAGCCCUGACAAGAAGAUGAUCCUAAAGAAAUGGAACCCUCAUUUCCAAGAGUAUUGGAGCCAGAUGCUCUGAAAUGGGUUUCGGCCAGCACUAGGCAUGUGGCAGAUGCUCAGUCAAUACUGAUGGAACUUGAUCUGCACCUGAGAGACAUGGCCCAGUCCUGAGCUUGGAGUGGGGGGCCCAUGGACCAUUGUCAGGACAGCAGAUCCAGGCAUCUAUUCCAGGAACGGGAAGCCAAGCGCAACAGGUGCUUGGAGGUCAUCAUGAUCAGCCCAGACCCCAGGCCCUCCCCUGGCUUGGCCCGGUGGGCUGAGAGCUAUGAGGCCAAGUGUGAGCGCAGGCAAGAGACCCGUGAAAGCCGCCGCUGCCGUCCCAAUGUGACCACUUGCCGCCAGGUGGGGAAGACGCUGAGGAUCCAGCAGAGAGAGCAGCUCCAGAGAGCUCGACUGCAGCAGUUCUUCAGGAGGAGGAACCUGGAGCUAGAGGAGAAGGGCAAGGCGCACCGUCCCCAGGCCAGGGAGCAAGGGCCCUCCAGGCGGCCAGGCCAGGUGACUGUCCUCAAGGAACCUUUGUCUUGUGCCAGCAGGAUCUCUUCUCCCAGAGAGCAGGUGGCAGGCACCAGCUCUGAGGUCUUUCCAGCCCAGCAUCCUCCUCCCUCAGGCAUCUGCAGGGAUCUGACUGACCACCUCUCCUCACAGUCUGGGUGCCUUCCUCCACAGGACCCUCCCAUCAAGAAGCCACCCAAACACCACCGUGGUACUCAGACAAAGGCAGAAGGACCAACAAUUAAGAACGAUGCCAGUCAGCAAACCAAUUACGGAGUUGCAGUUCUGGAUAAGGAAAUCAUCCAGCUUUCCGAUUACCUCAAAGAGGCCCUACAAAGGGAGCUGGUCCUAAAACAGAAAAUGGUGAUUCUCCAAGACCUACUGUCCACUCUGAUUCAGGCCUCUGACAGCUCUUGGAAGGGACAGCUUAAUGAAGACAAACUGAAGGGGAAACUGAGAUCCUUAGAAAACCAGCUGUACACCUGUACCCAGAAAUACUCCCCUUGGGGAAUGAAAAAAGUACUACUGGAGAUGGAAGACCAGAAAAACAGUUAUGAGCAGAAGGCCAAGGAGUCACUGCAGAAAGUGCUGGAGGAGAAAAUGAAUGCAGAGCAGCAACUACAGAGCACACAGCGAUCCCUGGCCCUGGCAGAGCAGAAGUGUGAAGAGUGGAGGAGCCAGUACGAGGCUCUGAAGGAGGACUGGAGCACCCUUGGGUCCCAGCACAGGGAGCUGGAGAGCCAACUCAACGUGCUUCAGUCCAAACUGCAGGGAGCAGAUAGCAGGGACUUACAGAUGAACCAGGCCCUGCGAUUUUUGGAGAAUGAGCACCAGGAACUGCAGGCCAAGAUUGAAUGCCUGCAAGGGGACAGAGACCUGUGCAGCUUGGAUACUCAGGACCUACAAGAUCAACUAAAAAGAUCAGAGGCGGAGAAACUCACCCUGGUGACCAGAGUACAGCAGUUGCAGAGUCUGCUUCAGAAUCAAUCCUUACAGCUUCAAGAACAGGAGAAACUCUUAACAAAGAAAGAUCAGGCUUUGCCCGUGUGGAGUCCAAAGUCCUUCCCUAACGAAGUGGAGCCUGAGGGUACAGGGAAGGAGAAAGACUGGGAUCUCAGAGACCAGCUGCAAAAGAAGACUUUGCAGCUCCAGGCCAAGGAAAAGGAGUGCAGAGAACUGCAUUCAGAAUUAGACAACCUCAGUGACGAGUAUCUCUCCUGCCUGCGUAAGCUGCAGCACUGUCGAGAAGAGCUGAACCAGAGCCAGCAGCUGCCUCCCAGAAGGCAAUGUGGGCGAUGGCUCCCAAUGCUGAUGGUGGUGAUUGCUGCAGCACUGGCAGUGUUCCUGGCCAAUAAAGACAACCUGAUGAUCUGA
Molecule: messenger RNA, 2343 nt
Organism: Rhinopithecus roxellana (golden snub-nosed monkey)
Lineage: Eukaryota; Metazoa; Chordata; Mammalia; Primates; Cercopithecidae
Gene: TRAF3IP3
Product: TRAF3 interacting protein 3
Exons: 18
Coding region: 607-2343 (578 amino acids)
Source: RefSeq, a predicted model, not a curated record